AUGAAUAAACUUAAUCAAAAUGGUUUACUAGAUGACGACUUCGAUCUCGACCUUCACGCUAUCUGGCGAGAGUCUUCUUGCAUCCCGGCGCCACCGCCAUGUCUUUGCGCGGAUCACGAAAAUCCAGAACUAGACUUUCAGAAUGAGUUGAAUUCUAUAUCAUACAAGGGACAAGGAUCCCCCCAGGUCGAAUAUCUCUUUCACCCCAACAACGAUAACCAGCCGGGCUUCAAGUGGACAGGCCCAGAUCUUCUGUCGUUCUCCACUCAACCUGAGGACCUCUUCCUUCACAUGUCAGCAUUCUUUAUUUUUGAAGAGCUUUACUGGUUGGAGUUGAGGCUUGCAAAGAUUCAUCAAUUUUCUGGUGAAACAGUGGGGGAGUAUUUGUUCUUCUUGCCCCGUGUUGAAACAGCCAUGGGUAAUCUACGUCGGGUGCGAGGACAGAUUCUGGACAUCAUAUCCCUAGCCACUGUUGAAACAACUUCUCCCACCUUUACUUUAUCUCUAUGGCCGCGCACAGAAGCGCUACCGUAUUCCAGUCACUCUACCAUUUCUCCACAGGCGACAUUACCCACGAUGCCAUUCCUGGACCCGUCAUUCUUUGUACAUAAUAUCCAAGAAAACUAUAAAUGA
Messenger RNA from Penicillium nucicola, 633 nucleotides. RefSeq lists its product as uncharacterized. NCBI's taxonomy places the organism in Eukaryota, Fungi, Ascomycota, Eurotiomycetes, Eurotiales, Aspergillaceae. Bases 1 to 633 code for a protein of 210 amino acids. The transcript has 2 exons. The record is from RefSeq and is a predicted model, not a curated record.